This is a messenger RNA of Sclerotinia sclerotiorum 1980 UF-70, 234 nucleotides long. RefSeq lists its product with no specific name. Bases 1 to 234 code for a protein of 77 amino acids. The record is from RefSeq and is a predicted model, not a curated record. Lineage: Eukaryota; Fungi; Ascomycota; Leotiomycetes; Helotiales; Sclerotiniaceae. The transcript has 3 exons.
AUGUUCGUAUUCCUUGCUUCCCCGGAUUUGCACAUGGUGAAUUGUGGGGGUGAGACUCGGGGUAGUUUGUUGACGGGAAUCAUUCGGGGAUGGAAUGGGGUAGAUAAAAUGAGAACUAAGAAUGUAAAAUUCAAGCAGAAAAAAUUCCAUUGCAUUCCCUUACUCCCCCAAAUGUAUAAACGCUCAUGCCAGCAGCGUGAAAGCAGACCCAAAGAAGCAAAGCCCAAUAACUAA